AAAGGUAAGAAAGGCAUCACGUCUUUUUUUCGUAAUAUUCUUCGUCGGGGCAAGGAGUCAUCAGAAAGUUUUGAAUCCAUGAACCCAGAUGUCCAGCUGGUGGCCAAGUUGGAGAGAAAAGACUCGUCCAGCACUCCACCGGGCGGAGGGAGUCUGGAUAACCCAGAGGAGGACCUCUCCUCGUCCGUUGAUAAAAAAUUAGGACCAAAACUUUUACAACCGUCAGGGUUCUUAGUCAUUCCACCAGGAUCGCAGAAUUCACCGCAACAUAAAGGGGACACAACCCCUGGCAGUACAACUGGUAGCAUGUUUUCAAAGUCUUCAUCAUUUUCUUCCAAGCCGCCACAGAGUUCUGACUCUGAUAUUCACCAGUCUUCUAUUACCACCACCGCAUCAUGUUCUUCGGCUGCUGCUUCGGGAACAACAACACCUGUCAGUGCCAGCCCUCCAACACAGAGGAAGAAAGGGCUGGCCAGCCCAAAGAUGAUGCUGAAGAAAGCCACAGCUAAAUUUUCACCGCCCGCCUCCAGGCAUCCGUCGAAAGUUGUAGAGAAAGAUAUUGUGGAUGCGUUAUCAAAUGUACCGAAGCCGUAUCUGGCGCCGAAACCAAGUGUCCCUCCUCCAACAAAACCACCAACAACUACAGCAACUCCGUCUUUCUCUGCAUCAUCACCACAGGUGACAACAGCACAAAGUGUGGGAAAGGAAGCGGUCGCGAAAGAAAAGGAUGUGACGACGGCUCCCAAUGUAGUCAAGAGGCGUCCUAAAAGUCCGAAACGGAUGGCUCCACCUGUUCCGCCUUCAAGAACUUCUGUCGCUUCAGGUAAUUAUGAUCUCUAAAAUUAUUGUUUUAGUCUGAAUCAACAUAAAAGUAGAAAACAUUUUAUCAUCAUCUUGUAGUUCACAUUAUUGGGGCAUAAGCCUUCAAGGUCCUUUGGCUUCCCCACCCCUUCUUGGCCCUUGAGGAUUCCUCACCACCUGCUAACCGGGGCUUGAGAUUGUUUCCCCAAAAUGCUUUUCAAGUUCUUUUCCUGUUAAAUGUGUAAUUCUUAUACUGUUAAAGUGCUUAUAAUUAGCCUCACUUGUACAUCAAUCUGCCCAGCAAUGAGAUGUCAAAGUCUUGUAUAAAAAAUGUUGGUACAUGAAGUUAUUUUGUUAGGUUUCAUCUAAAAACUUCUCAGCUUUGUUUGUUUAGAAUUGAAGCUCCAUACAUUUUAAGCAUGCUGAACGUUAUGCUUGCAUUCUCAGUUGUUUCUUUUUUUGUUUGAUGAUGAUGGCUUGCAGGAAUACAAUGUUUGGUGCUCAGUGAUGACACACAGGAUUCAACCUACAGCAAAUUGUGUUAGUUCUUUAUCAAUGACCAUCAUUCCUAUUCCCAUGUUUUUUUUUAUUUUUAUAUAACCAGUGGCCUGUAGCAAGCAUGGUCAAACCUGAAUUCAGAACCCUUCAUCCAUAUAAAAAAUAUUUAUUAAUACACAGAUUUUGCAUGAAAAAAAAAGUUUUGGUGUCCUCUGGAGAUGGGGCUUGGGGCUAGUGCUCCCCCCCCCCCCACUUCUUAUUUUUUCCUCCGCUUCGCACAGCCCUGCAUAAUGCCUCAUAUAAAUAUCAAUGUAAAUACCUAUCAGAAAUAUUAAAAAUCUUGGUGCGAACAAAGUCUUGAACUUCACCAUGUGUGACUCAAUUUAACUUUACUGUGCAUCUACCCAGCUAAACCCGGCCCAACAACAGACCCAAAGAACCAAGACUUGGCAAGAGAGCUGGAGUGGAGACUCAGCAAAGCUACCACUGACCAAUCGGGUUUGUAGUUCAUGAAUCAAUGUUAAAGCAUUUCUGUUAGGCUUUGGGGAUGUAGCAAGAGUGAGAGCGACCAGGGGCAGGCCAAGCUUUUAGCUGCCACUUCUGCAAAAAAGGUUUCUGCCCGACCGAACCGCACCCCGCUUCCUAUACUACUGAUUAGAUUAUCCAAGUCCUUGACAUAGUUUUUUACUCUUCCAUUCAUUUUGAAAGCCCUGUGUAGUGUUCAUGGCGUAUUAAUGGUUGGGAAGCCAAAACGUAUCCGUCAUAUCUUCAGAGCACCAUUUUUCCCAUCCACAGCUACUAAUAUAAUAACUACUUACCACUUGUUUGACUUCCGCUUGAGAGGUUAUCUAUGCAUUAUGUUUACUGAGGGAGCAUUGGUGAUGGUCAGAUUAGUAGAAUUUGCAUAUCUGUUCAAUGUGGAGGAGGUUAUUGAAGUUUUAUAGCCUAACCAUGGUCCACAAUCAUGUCAGCUACAGAAGAAAACCAACCCUUGAACCCUAACCCUAACCAUGGUCCACAUUCAUCUCAGCUACAGAAGAAAACCAACCCUUGAACCCUAACCCUAACCAUGGUCCACAAUCAUCUCAGCUACAGAAGAAAACCAACCCUUCAACCCUAAUUUUUUUUAAAAGUAGACUUGUAAAAAAAAAAAAAUCUUUUCAACAUAAAUUUUUUAUCACAACAAUCACCUUGGAUUUGUAAAUUAUUCACUUACAUUGUCACAAAAUGUUUGGAUUACACAGAUAAAAUGUUGACUGAUUGUCAAGGAAAGAUAAACUUUGCAAAAAAAAAGUGCACCCGUCUUCUUUUUUUUUCAUCUUUCUUUGACAUUGACUGUUGUUUUUGAAAACUUUAGGGAAUUUCGCCAAAUUUAACUUUGAAGCUUGUCUAGCUCCAGCCAGUGAGAACACAAUUAUUUUUUAUUAGUGGGUCAAGUUUGUUUGAAACAUAACAAUACACAAUGUUCUUACCUUUUCUCUUAGCCAAAAGUUGUAAUUAUGUUGGACUGUAAGGGGCUUCCACCAAUGAAAUACCUCUCAUUCAUUUCAUUUCUAAAAAAAAAUAUAAAAGAAAUAUAAUUGAAUAUAUAUACUUAUCUAUCUAUCUAUAUAUGUAUAUAUAAAUAUAUAUGAGAUAUCAUUAAUUCAGAUCUUAUUCUUUUAUGGUUGAUUUAUUUUUUAAAAGUUUUGAAUCUAUUUUUUUUUUUUGGUAGUUUGAACAUAUGUUUUGUGCAGUUCUUUUAAAGAGGCUUUUAUGCUAGUGAACUACUUUUAUUGCAAACAAAAUAUUUAGAGAAGGUUUCCAUUAUGCGGUCGCUGUAAUUUUAAUGUGAAUUGUUAAACAGAAGGUUGAUAACUGUUUCAAAGCAUGCUCCUCCAAGCAUGGCAGUGGUUCUCUACUUUUUCAUGAUACAACCACUUGCAGCUGAAUAUGUCAUAUCUCAACAUAUCAAUAUGAUAUAACAAUAUAUCAAUAAUUAAAAUGUCAAACAAAAGUGUUAAAUAUUUGAAUUUUGCAGGUUUUUUUUAAUUACCAAACAUGUAUAUACGUACCCUGUAAGUUUGUAUACUUAUGUGUGGUAAAUGUGUAUGCAUAAUGUCUUGCGUUAAAAAAUUGUUCAUCGUCACCUUCAGGUACAGGAACUUUGACCAGAUCAGAGAACAGGGAAUCGACUCGUAGAUCUAUGCCAGUACCACCCUCCCCACCCGGGGACCGCAAGGAUAGACCACCAGGGGGACAGUCACCGCCCAUCUCUCCCAUACGUGAGACAGAGAACUCACUUCCCUCCUCGCCUUCGUCACCAACCAGCACUUCCUUUGAUUUUGUCACCACCGAGUGGUCUGGUGGGUCCACGUCCACCAUUGAAGAGGAGCUUCCAAAAUUUACAGAGAAAAUUGAACUACCGACCGUCGCCAACCCGGGGAGGAAGGGGUUUCUGGGAAAGUUGGGAGGGAAUAGGAAGAACCGGGCGCCGCAACCGCCGUCCGUUAAAAGGGCAAAGUCCAUCACAGAGUCAUCUACCUUGCCGAGGGGGGAUAAGAAAAGCAAGAAAAUUAACGUAGCGGACAUUUCUGGACCUGUGGUACGUAACAAAUUUCUAAAUCAGUCAUUGGGUGAUAGAAUGUGGUGUCAUCUGCAACAAGUCUAUAUGCCGAGUUUAGAUCGAUUGCUUAACGGGAAGUGGGUCAAUUAGCCUUCCGAAGAUUUUUCCACCCAGCCAGCCACAAACAAAAGUGAAGUUAAUAUAAAGGAUUUUUUUUUUUUAAUUCUGAAUUUAAUAUUUAAGGAAAUUAUUUAAAGUCAAAACUACUCAAUUCCUUCUAAAAAUGUUGAGCACACGUGUAAAUUUGCAUUAUUGUGUUUGAAUGUUUCAGUUGGUCACAGACAUUACAAACGUCAGGGUCUUGGAGAACAGAAGAAACACAAUUUCACUGGGGGAUGAGCCUGCCUUUCACACAGGUAAGCCAUGUGUGGGGGAUUUCCCCUUGGGAAUGAUGACAACAGUUCCAUCACUAAAUGUUUGUCAUAUUUGAAACUGAAUAUCCCUUGAUCAUGUUUAUCAUGUGCAAACAUGAUGAGACACACGGGCAUCACUUGCGUUGCCACACAGCAUUUUAAAGUCAGAUCUCCCCCCUGUUGCAAUGUUCAUGUUAGGGAAAAAGGCCUGAGUAAAAAAAAAAUGUCAAUCUCCAAAGUUUGUAGACCAACUACCAACUUGACACGGCAUUGCAUAUCAGCUGUCUUCUUUAGUUUGGGCUGCCAGAAUUUUACAAAUCUGGAACAUUAAACAACAUGAUAAUAUUGUCAUUUUGUUAGAACUGUUUUUAUAAUAAGUUAAAUGUAUAUUUUAUUUUCUUGAAUUUACAUUUUAUUUUCUUGUGCAACCCCCCCCCCCUCUUUUUCAAAUAUAUAUACUUUUUUUUAACGAUUAUAUCAAACUUUAUUUCAAUUUAUAUGUUAUUUUCAGUAACAAUUUCUUUAGUUUGGGCUGCCAAAAUUUUACAAAUCUGGAACAUUAAACAACAUGAUAAUAUUGUCAUUUUGUUAAAACUGUUUUUAUAAUAAGUUAAAUGUAUAUUUUAUUUUCUUGAAUUUACAUUUUAUUUUCUUGUGCAACCCCCCCCCCCCUCUUUUUCAAAUAUAUAUACUUUUUUUUAACGAUUAUAUCAAACUUUAUUUCAAUUUAUAUGUUAUUUUCAGUAACAAUUCCAACUGGGACCCAUGGUCCUGCCACAUCCAACGCCUCAGUAGACAAAAGUGGUUUUGAUGAAUUUGACUUCCCCGUUCUGUCCCCACUGGGUUCCCUUGAAAACCUCUAUGAGUCCAUCCUACCCAAGCCAGAAGGGAACAUGUUCCACUACUAUGACCCCCCAACGAGUCCCAAAGUUCUGUGUCCCAACAUCCCGGCUGACGGCUACCUUGAACCUGUCCCGCCUCUGUCAACCACAGGGGUGGCCCCUCCACUGACAGCUGGGUCAGCCGCUGCCGGAUUAUUAUCCACAUCUAUAACAACGAACCCUUCCAAGUCUCCAUUGAAGGCCAAGGGAUCCUUGUCCAAGUAUGACCGUUCAACACCUGGGUUCACAACAAAGGAAUCGUCCAGCAGCGGUCACUCGACUUCAACCAGCUCAAGUGAGGCGAACUCCGCGGAGAAUUCUGGAAACUCCUUACCAGACCAAUCUUCUUCUAACGGCUUGGGCCCUAAUUUCAUUGAGCCUGAAAUGACAGAACAGAGGAAGAUUCUUCUGGCAUCUCAGCCAAUCUAUGAAGAGAUUCCAAACGGAAAUAAUGAGGAGGAGGAAGUUGAUAACAAUGCAGAACAGAAGGCACAGGACGCCAGGUUUAAGAAAUCUGCUGGUUUGAAAGAAGGCCUGGCCAGAAAGCCCAGCAAUUCUGAGGCCAUCUCCAACAUGCAGAAAGUCAUGUUGCCGGGCAUGGGGUCAGGGGGGGAGCUGACCAAAUCCCAGAUAGCACAUGCCUGGCUGCAACAGCCUCACACUGUUGUCCCUCAACCGCCGCAGGUUCCUCCGCCUACCCCAGCAUCAUCGUCAUCAUCUUCGGCGUCAUCAUCUCUCACUGCGUCAGUUAUAGGGGUCCUGCCCUCAUCACCUUCACAUGUCACACCAAAACACAACCAGGCCCCGACAACCCUACAGCUGUCAUCCAUGUCAGGCUCACAGAUGUCAGUGUCAUCCAUCAUGACUACGUCGCUCACAUCCAGCAUGCUUCCACCUCCCCCACCUCCUCCGGACCACCUACCAGCCCCACCCCCAACAGCCAGCCGGUCAGUAUCCAGAGAGACAGUGUCAUCCGAGUCAGACACCCAGUCCAACUGCAGCACAUUGUCCAGGCCCAGGCCUGCACCGAGACGGAAACCGAAACGUCCAGAUACUGGCGGAUCAGACCAGUAUGUCUCAAUGAAUAGACCCAAUGCUCAGGUG
Lymnaea stagnalis (great pond snail) is the source of this 6242-nucleotide messenger RNA. The record is from the annotation of a GenBank genome assembly. Lineage: Eukaryota; Metazoa; Mollusca; Gastropoda; Lymnaeidae.